Chanos chanos (milkfish) is the source of this 2550-nucleotide messenger RNA. It is a transcript of the gene tmtc2a, whose product is annotated as transmembrane O-mannosyltransferase targeting cadherins 2a. Lineage: Eukaryota; Metazoa; Chordata; Actinopteri; Gonorynchiformes; Chanidae. The coding region runs from base 1 to 2550 and encodes 849 amino acids. Gene Ontology annotation, biological process: protein O-linked glycosylation via mannose. The record is from RefSeq and is a predicted model, not a curated record. The transcript has 12 exons. Gene Ontology annotation, molecular function: protein binding; mannosyltransferase activity. Gene Ontology annotation, cellular component: endoplasmic reticulum membrane.
AUGAUUACAGAGUUGGUUUGCAGCGCUGUGGCUUUGGUCCUCUAUAUGAACACACUCAACGCGGAUUUUUGCUACGAUGACAGCCGUGCGAUUAAGACCAAUCAGGACCUGCUCCCGGAGACGCCGUGGAUCAACAUCUUGUAUGACGAUUUUUGGGGAACACUCCUCACACACAGCGGUAGCCACAAAUCUUUCCGUCCGCUCUGCACCCUCUCCUUCCGCCUCAACUAUGCCCUGGGCGCUCUGAAUCCCUGGGGUUACCAUCUGGUCAACGUUGCCCUCCACUGUGCGGUCACUGGCCUGUUCACUGCACUGUGCCGGCCGCUGUUGGGCGGGGCACCAUGGGGCCUCACUGCGGGGCUCCUGUUUGCCUCCCACCCGGUUCACACCGAGGCGGUGGCUGGGGUCGUGGGACGUGCCGACGUGGGCGCGGCCUUGCUCUUCCUCCUCUCGCUGCUCUGCUAUGCCCAACACUGCCAUCUGAGAGCCGACGGUGGCUGUUCGACACGUGGGCGGACGCAGGGCGGGGCCUGGGCGUGGCUGGCUGGGAGUUUAGUCUCAGCUGCGGGCGCCAUGCUGUGGAAAGAACAGGGCGUGACGGUGUUGGCUGUGUCUGCGGUGUACGACCUCUUCAUCUUCCACCGUCUGGGCUUACGGCAGGCCCUCGUUCUCCUGGCGAAGAGGAAGAACAGUAGGCUACUGGUUAGCCUGACUCUCUUAACCAGCUGGGGAGUCUUUCUGCUGGCUGCCAGAAUUUACUGGAUGGGCAGUAAGCCUCCCAACUUCUCCAACUCGGACAACCCUGCAGCUGACUCUCCGCAACUCCUCACCAGAAUUCUCACCUUCCUUUACCUGCCUGCUGCCAAUCUCUGGCUGCUCCUCUGCCCUGACCAGCUCAGCUUUGAUUGGUCCAUGGAUGCUCUUCCUCUGCUUAGAACCAUCUUUGAUUGGAGAAACUUCCACACGGUUACAUUCUAUACUGGGUUUGUGCUCUUGGCAGGUUUUGGUAGCCGAAGCCCAUCGUCAUUCCCCAUCAAAGAGACAAACGGGAAGCUCCAUGUGGCCAAUGGGAAGUCCCUGACAAAUGGGAACAGUCACCAUCUCCUUGACAACAACCACCAACAUGUUGACCAGGACUUGCCAAAAAGCACUCAGAAUGGUUCCACCAAACCUCACCCUCAUGACCCUACGGUGUUUCUUCCGGCCACAGAGAAUGUGGUGGUCUUUUCACUUGGGCUCAUGGCCUUACCCUUCCUCCCAGCCACCAACCUGUUCUUCUAUGUGGGCUUUGUGCUGGCAGAGAGGGUCCUUUACAUCCCCAGCAUGGGCUUCUGUCUGCUAGUGACAGUGGGCGUCAGGGCCUUGUGCACGCGGUUCCGAUUGAGGAGCUCCAGGACUGUGCUUCUUGGGUGUACAGCAGGGCUGGUCUUGCUCUACAGUCUGAAAACUGUGCUGAGAAACAGGGACUGGCAGAGUGAAGAGGCACUUUAUAAGUCUGGCAUUGCAGUCAACCCUGCCAAAGCUUGGGGUAACCUUGGCAAUGUCCUUAAGAACCAGGGGAAGAUGGAGGAAGCGGAGCAGGCGUACAGAAAUGCCCUCUAUUACCGCAGCAACAUGGCUGACAUGCUUUACAACCUCGGUCUCCUUUUACAGGAGAGUGAACGGUUUACUGAGGCUCUGCACUACUACAGAUUGGCCAUCAACAGCCGACCAACUCUGGCCUCUGCCUACCUGAACACGGGCAUCGUUCUCACAGCCCAGGGGAAUGUGGAGGAGGCCAAGCGUGCGUUCAUCACCUGCGCAGACAUCCCCGAUGAAAACCUGAAGGACCCCCAUGCUCACAAGACCUCUGUCACCAGCUGCCUUUACAACCUGGGCAAGCUGCUUCAUGAGCAGGGCCAGCAGGAGGAGGCACUUUCAGUGUUCAAAGAGGCUGUACAGAAAAUGCCUCGCCAAUUUGCUGCCCAGAGUCUGUACAACAUGAUGGGAGAAGCCUACAUGAGACUGAAUAAGUUGGAGGAAGCAGGGCACUGGUACAGGGAGUCUUUGAGGGCCAAACCAGACCACAUCCCUGCUCACCUCACCUACGGAAAGCUGCUGUCAAUCAUGGGCCAGAGGGCUGAAGCUGAGCAGUACUUUCUCCGAGCCAUUAAGCUUGACCCCAGCAAAGGAAACUGCUACAUGUACUAUGGUCAGUUUCUGUUGGAACAGUCUCGUGUGGAUGAAGCAGCUGUGAUGGCAGAGAAAGCUGCACAGCUGGACAGCUCAGAGUUCGAUGUGGUGUUCAGUGCCGCUCACAUGCUCAGGCAGGCCAGUCUUACAGAGGCAGCUGAGAGGUACUACGUGCGCGCGGCAGGUCUCAGACCAGAUUACCCUGCCGCUCUGAUGAAUCUGGGCGCCAUCCUUCACCUGAACGGUAAACUGCAUGAAGCUGAGGUGAACUACCUCCGUGCCCUGCAGCUCAAACCAGACGACCUCAUCACUCAGUCCAAUCUGCGCAAGCUCUGGAACAUUAUGCAAAGACAGGGCCUGAGGACCAUGGAGUCCUGA